Molecule: messenger RNA, 2346 nt
Organism: Thalassophryne amazonica
Lineage: Eukaryota; Metazoa; Chordata; Actinopteri; Batrachoidiformes; Batrachoididae
Gene: efemp2a
Product: EGF containing fibulin extracellular matrix protein 2a
Exons: 11
Coding region: 16-1563 (515 amino acids)
Molecular function (GO): calcium ion binding
Source: RefSeq, a predicted model, not a curated record
ACUGGAGGGUGGAGGAUGGCAGUGCAGGGGGCCAGAGGGGGGGUAAGAAGGGGCUGUCCCACUCUCCUUCCUCUCUCUCUUCUGUCUUUCCCUUUCUCCCUCCCUCCCUCCCUCCCUGCAUGUGUUCAGCUGCUCCAGCUGUCGGUCUCCCCACUCACUCUCUCAGGGUCAUACAGGCAGGAGUUGAGGGACCACUUCUGUACGCCAACUCGGCCAGAGCGGCCACCGAUCAGAGGGGACACCGGCGGACGGAAGACGGAGCUACGAGACUCAUCAGUACUUCUUUGCUGCUCUGCAUCAUUUCUGACACCAGCUGCCAGGCUCAUCUCAUCUGAUAGUUGUGUGUUUGAAUGCACAGAUGGGUAUCGUUGGGACCCUCAGAUUGAGCACUGCAAAGACAUAAAUGAGUGUGAGACCAUUCCAGAUGCGUGCAAGGGGGAAAUGAAGUGCUUCAACCACUACGGAGGGUACCUUUGCCUUCCCCGCUCCGCUUCGCUCAUCCCAGCCCCAGAGCCUCAGAUAACUCCGACGGUGGCCUUUAACCCCUGCCCUCUGGGCUACGAACCCCAGGGAGACAGCUGCGUGGAUGUUAAUGAGUGCGAGCGGCAUGAAGAUGACUGCCAGCCGAGCCAGGAGUGUAUCAACACCCUGGGUGCCUUCACCUGCCAGUGUCCAGAUGGUUACCGCAAGGUUGGCACAGAGUGCAUUGACAUCGACGAGUGCAGGUACAGGUACUGCCAACAUCGCUGUGUCAACAUUCCCGGUUCCUUCUCCUGUCAGUGUGAACCUGGAUUCCAGCUGGCUGGAAACAACAGAUCGUGCAUUGAUGUGAAUGAAUGUGACAUGGGUGCCCCCUGCUCUCAGAGGUGUUACAACACAUAUGGCACCUUCCUCUGUCGCUGUGACCAAGGCUACGAACUGGGGUCUGACGGCUUUACCUGCAGCGACAAUGAUGAGUGCAGCUAUUCCAGUUACCUCUGCCAGUACCAGUGUGUCAACGAACCAGGGAAGUACUCCUGUGUGUGCCCAGAAGGAUACCAGCUGCACGGCAGCAGAUUAUGCCAAGAUAUAAAUGAAUGCGAAACAGGGACGCAUCAGUGCACCGAGUCGCAGACCUGUGUGAAUAUUCACGGACGAUAUCAGUGUGUUGACGCCAACCGAUGUCAAGAUCCUUACAUACAAGUGUCAGAGAAUCGCUGUGUGUGUCCUGUCAACAAACCCACCUGUCGAGAUCUUCCCUUUUCAAUCGUCCACCGUUAUAUGAGCAUCACAGCAGAGCGUUCUGUCCCCUCGGAUAUCUUCCAGAUUCAGGCCACCAGCGUGUCUCGGGGGGCUUACAAUACCUUCCGCAUUCGCUCUGGUGAUGAUGAUGGAGACUUCUACAUCAGGCAAAUCAAUAACAUCAGCGCCAUGUUGGUGCUGGCUCGCGCCGUGUCUGGGCCCAGAGAGUACACGGUGGACUUGGAGAUGGUGUCAGUCAACCCAUUGCUCAGCUACCAGGGCAGCUACCAGACGAGCUCCGUCCUCAGACUCUCCAUCUAUGUGGGGCCGUACACCUUUUAAAGAAGGAGAAGAGUGGAGGGACACACAGACAGAUGGAGAGCGAUGAUAAGAAACAUAAAAACAAAAAAGUAAAGUGAAGCUGUAAAACGCUGCACAGGUCUAUUAAACCAGUCACUGUGAUGUUUUAGCUGUUUUUAGCGGUCAUCAGAAAAGCCACACAUUUGUCAACCCAUCGUAUUAAAGUGUGAGAAUAUAGAGAACAUGUAGUAAUAUGUUCCAGCAAUAAUGUCUCACACAAACAGCAGCUUUGAAAUAAUGAAUUCUUUUAAAUUUGCUCCUGAGCUGAUUUUAUUUUGUAUUUUUUUAAACGUUACACCUAUCAGACACCAUCGGUCUGUGUCACAGUAUGUCAAACGUGUACACAGGAUUUUCAUCAUCGCAUCUGUUUGGGUUGAGAAAUGCACGUGUCAUAUUUUCUGUCUCCCUUCAGGUGGAGUGAUUCACGCUGAGCGUCACUCCAUUAAUCCGCACUUACCACUUCACAUUUUUACCUUUGGUUCCGUUGUGUUUGUUGCUUUGUUCUUCUUGCCCCUAUUUUCUUCCUGACAGAUGUGACUCAAUAACCACUCAGAUCAGCCCUCAGCCUCCACACACUCCUCCUUCACCCUCCACCAUCCUGUCCUUUGUUCACACACUCACUUGCUGCCAUUUGUAGGUUGGUCACAUUACAGAUUGUGUUGUACUUUUCCUUUUUUUUUUUUGAUGGUGUGAUUAUUAAUUAUACAUUAUACAUUUUCAUCUGUGUGUGGUGGUGUAAUUAAAUAGACUUUCAAUGUUUCACUU